Messenger RNA from Neurospora tetraspora, 2657 nucleotides. RefSeq lists its product as uncharacterized. Gene Ontology annotation, biological process: RNA processing; mRNA 5'-splice site recognition. Gene Ontology annotation, molecular function: protein binding; pre-mRNA 5'-splice site binding. The transcript has 5 exons. The record is from RefSeq and is a predicted model, not a curated record. NCBI's taxonomy places the organism in Eukaryota, Fungi, Ascomycota, Sordariomycetes, Sordariales, Sordariaceae. Bases 397 to 2166 code for a protein of 589 amino acids. Gene Ontology annotation, cellular component: U1 snRNP; commitment complex; U2-type prespliceosome.
GUUGCAUGCCGCCGCUGGAGGUUUGCCAGUUUGACGUGCCUUCCUUCUCUGGAGCUCCAUUCACUUUCGAAUUCCCAUUUCCCGUAGUCCUCCAUGGGUCCGACCCGCGCGCCGCUGCCUUCCACGUCCACUUCCUUGUCUCUCGUCUCCACGCUUUUUUGCUCACUGUCGGUCAACUUCAUUCUCGCAACGAAUUUUUGGAUGCGCAGGACUGUAUCUAUCACAAAACCCGACCAUUCAUCAUCUCCAUCAUCGCAAAAUCAUACGUUAUUGCGAUUGCACUAUCUGCCACGCGACCGGUCUCUAGGAUAAUCGUGAAUCCUCAACCAACAAUAACCUUUGCAUCUGGGAACACACGAAACAGCCUCGCCCGUCAGCCGCGCGUUAUCGACCACAAUGGGCGACUUCAGUAACUAUGGCGGCUCCGAUGAGGAGAACGCCGAAAUCAAAAGGCUUAAUGCCGAGGUGGAUGCCGAUACCGACAACUUCGAGAACUGGGAGAAACUGGUACGCGCCUGCGAAGGACUCGAAGGCGGUCUCAACAGAAACUCGAGCCCGCAGGCUCUGGCUACCCUCCGCGCCACAUACGAUCGAUUCCUCCUCAAGUUCCCCUUGCUGUUCGGUUACUGGAAGAAGUAUGCUGAUCUCGAAUUCAACAUCUCGGGUCCCGAGUCGGCCGAAAUGGUGUACGAGCGAGGAUGCGCCAGCAUCACCAAUUCGGUCGAUCUGUGGACAGAGUAUUGCUCCUUUAAGAUGGAAACUACUCAUACACCCCAUCUCGUGAGAGAGCUUUUCGAGCGCGGCGCUACCCAUGUCGGCCUAGACUUCCUCGCCCACCCCUUCUGGGACAAGUACCUCGAGUACGAAGAGAGACAGGAGGCGCAAGACAAGAUCGUUGCGAUCCUGAACCGGGUCAUUCGGAUUCCGAUGCACCAGUAUGCGCGCUACUUCGAACGGCUCAGGACCCUCGCUCAGACACGUCCACUUCUGGAGUUAGUUUCUGCCGAUGCGUUGGCCCGCUACCGGGCGGAAGUCGAAGCCGAGAGCGCCCCAUACGGCAUUCAGAAGAGCGAACCCGAGAUUGAGCGUGACAUCCGGGCCAAGAUCGAUGCGCAGUUGUACACCGUUUUCCAGCAGACACAGGCCGAGACUACGAAGCGCUGGACCUUCGAGUCGGAGAUCAAACGGCCUUAUUUCCACGUUACAGAGCUUGAGCAUGCGCAGCUGGCCAACUGGCGCAAGUAUCUCGAUUUCGAGGAAUCUGAGGGCAACUUCAGCAGGAUCGUUUUCUUGUACGAAAGAUGUUUGGUCACCUGUGCUCUUUACGACGAGUUUUGGUUCCGCUACGCUCGAUGGAUGUCGGCACAAGAAGGCAAGGAGGAGGAAGUCCGCAACAUCUACCUCCGCGCAACGACUCUGUAUGUCCCGGUCAGUAGGCCUGGAAUUCGGCUUCAGUAUGCCUACUUCGAGGAGAUGUCCGAACGUGUCGAUGUCGCCCGCGACAUCCACGCGGCCAUCCUCAACAAGCUGCCCGAUUGCGUUGAGGCUAUUGUCUCGUGGGCUAACCUUCAGCGCCGUCAGAGUGGUCUGGACGCUGCCAUUGAGGUGUACAAGGCGCAGAUUGACUCUCCGACAGUGGAUAUCUUUACCAAGGCCGUUUUAGUCACCGAGUGGGCUUAUCUUUUGUGGAAGGUCAAGGGAUCGAGCGAGGAAGCCCGCACUUGUUUCUCCAAGAACGUCCAGUGGUAUUCGGACAGCCGCCACUUCUGGCAAAAGUGGCUGGAGUUUGAACUGGGCCAGCCCACCAAUGCUGAGCUUGAGGAACAGCAUGGUGAGAGGAUCAAGGACAUCAUCCAAACCAUCCGCAGCAAGAGUCGCCUGUCCCCAGCUGUCAAGCAAGAGUUGUGCCAGGUAUACCUGAACUAUUUGCAGGACCGUGGCGGUAAGAAGGCCAUGAAAGAAUUUCUGGCCCUCGACCGGGAACUGUAUGGGCCCCAAUCGAUCUCGGUCAUUACUAAAGCCAAGCUCGGUGGUAAGGAGAACGGUGUUGCGAUGGGCGAACUCGACGAACCCACUCGCCAGAAGGCCGAGACCAGAUUCUACAGUUUUUACCAGCUCCAUAUGGACCCCGAUCCGAACGCUCAAGGACCGGCUAGCUUUAAUUAAGCACACGGCGCCACUCUUCGGUUCUAGGGCUAGUCCUGCCGCCCAGGGCAUUUCCCGCUGAUCUUCGGAUAUCGACAAACUGAACGAAAAGAGUAAUCGGCAUCCCUCCCCUCCUCCCCCCUGUAUGCGUCAUGUAGCCUUUGACUUUUUAGACUUGCCCAGAGACCAGUGCGAAGCAGAAGAGGCCGAUCAAGGCUUCAGCAACGUUGACUAGUUUCCGAACUUUCAACCUAUCCCCACGUUCCAGUGAUGGCAAGCUGGCAUCGUGUAUUGACACGUUCCAGUCUGGCAAUCUGGUAUCGUGAAAGAAAUUAUUUCGUGGGAUCUCGAGCAAUUUACGGCUGGUAACAAACCUUGAACAAACAAUGAGAGAAUGAGGACCGCAAAACGGAGGAGGUCCUUUGUGUUUCUGUGACAAUAGCGAACAAAAUUGACCUUGCGUUAGAUAGAGGACCUUAGUAAUUCUGAUCAUCGUUGAACAUGACAAUCGG